AUUGCUGCGAAAAGCCUUAGUUGAUCAUAUUCAUUUAUUUAUUAAUUCUUUUACGAAAUAAAAAAUCCUCACACGUGUAUGUAUUCAUUUUAUGAAUCUUAAGCGAUCGGAAAUAUGCUGUUGUGAUUAAACAUUCUCCUGCAUUGGUGGUAUCUUAGCAACAGAGGCGAAAAUGUCAACAACGUUUUCUGCUUGCGGCUGACGAGUCGACAGUGACAGGAUGUCUACAAAAGGAGCAACAAUGCUGGCAAAGACCCGAUCAGAAGAUGUUAUAAAGAACCAUGAAAAAUCACAGAAGACACUGCUCUCUUUUGAGGCUGAACGCAUCUUAAAAGUAUUGGAAAACUGCAUCAAUCAAGUUGAGAUUGUGGCUACUCUGCCUGCUGUCCUCCGAUUGAACAGUGUUAUGGACAAGCAGUUGAGUAAGGCACUUCAAGAGCACCAAAUAUUAGAUGAAAAACUGGAGACAGUGGAACAUCUGAAGUGGGAGUCUGGAGAUUUGGAACAAGAAGGAGUUGUUAGAAAAGCAAGGACUCAGGUUGAGAAAGACAUCAAGAACUCUGCCAGGGAUCUGCUCAGGAUUGUCAGAGCAAAGCCAGAGGCCAUGUGUGGUUUAAGGGCAGAGCUAGUUAAGGAACUAGGGGACGGUGACAAUGAGCACAUGCUGGAAGUAGGGGACAGUGAGCGCAUGCUUAUUAGGGGGCUUAAGACAUUUCACAUCGAUGUGGGACAAAAAUUGAUGACCAGUCUGGAUGAGGAGGUACAGCAGCUUCUCCAGGAGCAGGAGUUUUUAUCCACUGCCAGCGAUUUGGAACGCAUGAUUUCACAAGAAGAUGACAAGAAGACAAUCAUAAAAGGAAUAGAUGAAAAUAUUUCAAAGAAAAAUGACAAGAUCAAAUAUUUGCAAAGUUUUCUGCAAGGGAGAAGCAGACAAAACGUCGAUAUGUCACUUCUUGUAGACAGCCAGCGCCAGUCACUCCUCAAGACAUCAGAGGUGAAACACACCAGUAUGCAGCAGCAGAUCGAUCAACUAAACACUCAGCUCAGCAGUUUGGCCCUUGAAAACAGGCAGGCAGAGAGAGUCAUCCAAGAGAAAAAUGAAAAUGUGGAGGCAGAAAUUGAAUACUUGCUCCAAAUGUUUGAUGCAGAAAUAGGAGAAAUCCAGGCCAACCUGGAGUUGAAUGAAACAGAUUAUGACAAAGAGGAGGAGGAGCAAAAGAAGCUGGAGAAGCCUUUUUCAGUCCUAGAGGUGGAGUGCAACCAAAUCCUGGAAAAGCGUCGGCUGGCAGAAGAAAAGAGAAAAGAGGAGAUAAAGGAGCUGGAGCUGAAGACCAAAGCUGCUAUCUUUGCCCAAGCCUGGUGGAGAGGCUACAGUACUCGUAAAGCCUUAAAGAACAAGAGCAAAAGCAAGAAGGUCAAAAAAGGGAAAGGCAAGAAAACCAAAUGAAUCUCUGACCGGUUUUAUUACUCUGGUGCUACAGACACACACUCAUGAUAUGCUUUAGGAAAAGCCUGUUGCGCAAAUACCAUUAUACUUUAUAUUCAGUGUGUGCUUGUCAUUUGAGUGUUGUUUUAAUAAAGUUCUUUAUGUUUUACUUUAAACAAGUAUUUAUUACUUUGGUGAACAACACAACAUCAAGGACUGCAGUGCUUCCAAACUCUUUGAGAGAAACUUUGUUAAAGUCCCAUAAAAAAACCAUUUCCUUUUAAAUUUAAUUUAAUAAUAUUAAUUCUAUAUCAUUCCUUUCUUUUUAUGAAUGGAAUUUAU
Centropristis striata (black sea bass) is the source of this 1768-nucleotide messenger RNA. It is a transcript of the gene drc10, whose product is annotated as IQ motif containing D. Bases 221 to 1447 code for a protein of 408 amino acids. NCBI's taxonomy places the organism in Eukaryota, Metazoa, Chordata, Actinopteri, Perciformes, Serranidae. Gene Ontology annotation, molecular function: protein binding. The record is from RefSeq and is a predicted model, not a curated record. The transcript is spliced from 5 exons.